This is a messenger RNA of Nycticebus coucang (slow loris), 3746 nucleotides long. Its product is annotated as zinc finger protein 841-like. The record is from RefSeq and is a predicted model, not a curated record. Gene Ontology annotation, molecular function: DNA-binding transcription factor activity, RNA polymerase II-specific; RNA polymerase II cis-regulatory region sequence-specific DNA binding. Gene Ontology annotation, biological process: regulation of transcription by RNA polymerase II. NCBI's taxonomy places the organism in Eukaryota, Metazoa, Chordata, Mammalia, Primates, Lorisidae.
GAUGAGACUGCCCUAUAUUCAUGCCCUUGUCAAAGAUUGACUUCUAAAGACUUAACGUUGAGUGAGGAAGCAGCCCAGAUCAGAAGGAAGAGGAAAGCAGAGGAUUCAGGAAUGGCUUUUACUCAGGGACCUUUGACAUUCAGAAACGUGGACAUAGAAUUCUCUCAGGAGGCGAGGACAUGCCGGGAACCUGCACAGAGAGCUUUGUACAGGGAUGUGAUGUUGGAAAACUACAGGAACCUGGUCUCUGUAGGAGUCUCUCUUCCUGACCAGACUAUCAUUUCCAUAUUGGAGCAAGGGAAAGAGCCCUGGACUGUGGAGAGCCAAGUGAAAAUAGCAAGAAACUCAAAUAGAGGGAAGUGGAUUAAAGGAGUGGACACAGGAAAGAGCCCAGAUAUCUUUCCUAAAUGUGUGAUCAAGAAAUUACUACCAACAGAGUACAGAAAUAUGGGAGAAAAAUUCCUAACAGUGAUGGAAAAACAUGAAAGACCUGACCUAGAAGAUUUUUACUUCAGGGAAAUGGACAAAAAUAUAUGUGACUCUGAAUUUCAAAGCAGAGAUGGCAGGAGAAAUUAUAAAAGGGUGCCAGUGACCCAUAAGAACAGUCUCACUGGUAUAAAAGAUCAACAUGAUACAGGGGAUGCAGAAGAUAAGCUUAUUGAAAAUCAGCUUAGAUUAAGUUUUCAGUCACCGCUGCCUGAACUGCAGAAAUUUCAAACUGAAGAGAAACUUUAUGAAUGUAAUCAAAUUGAGAAGACAAUGAACAAUGGUUCCUCAGUUUCACCACUUCAAGGGGUUCUUCCUACUGUCCAAACCAACAUUUCUAGUAAAGAUGGGAAUGAUUUUAUGCAUCAUUCAUUACUCACCCAAGGUCAAAAAACACACAUUAGGGGAAAACCUUACAAAUGUAAUGAGUGUGGCAAAGCCUUUCAUCAGAACUCAUCGCUCACUAUACAUCAGAUAAUCCAUAUGGGAGGGAAGCCAUACCAACGUGAUGUAUGUGGGAAGGUCUUCAGUCAAAAUUCAAAUCUUGUAAAUCACAGAAAAAUUCACACUGGAGCGAAACCAUACAGAUGUAAACAAUGUGGCAAGUCCUUUAUUCAGAGUUCCAACCUUGCAACUCAUGAGAGAAUUCAUAAUGGAGAGAAACCUUAUAAAUGUAAUGAGUGUGGCAAAGCCUUUAAAUGGAGCUCAUGCCUCACCACACAUCAGAUAAUCCAUAAGAAACCAUGUAAAUGUAAUAUAUGUGGCAAGGUCUUCAGUCAAACAUCACAUCUUGCAAAGCACUGGAGAGUUCAUACUGGAGAGAAACCUUACAUAUGUAAUGAAUGUGGCAAAGUCUUCAGUCAAAAUUCACAUCUCACCAGGCAUCAUAGAAUCCAUACUCCUUACAAAUGUAGUGAGUGUGGCAAAGCCUUUAAUCCGAGCUCAUUACUCACCAGACAUCAGAUAAUUCAUACCAGAGAGAAACAUUACCAAUGUAAUGAGUACAGCAAGGUCUUCAGUCACAAUUCAUCCCUAGCACGCCAUUGGGGAAUUCAUACUGGAGAAAAACUUUACAAAUGUAAUGAGUGUGGCAAAGCUUUUAAUUGGUGGUCACUCCUCACUAGACAUCAGAUAAUCCAUGUCAGAGAGAAACCACAUAAAUGUGAUGUAUGUGGCAAGGUGUUCAGCGAAAGUUCCUGCCUUAUAAGACAUUUGAGAAUUCAUACUGGAAAAAAACCUUACAAAUGUAAUGAGUGUGGCAAGGUCUUCAGUUACAGUGCAAACCUUUCAAUUUAUAGAAUUCAUACAGGAGAGAAACCUUUCAAAUGUCAUGAAUGUGGCAAGGUCUUCAGCUACUACUCAUGCCUAGCAUGUCAUCAAAGAAUUCAUACUGGAGAGAAGCCUUACAAAUGUAAUGACUGUGGCACAGCCUAUAGUGAGCGUUCAAGCCUUACUAAACAUCAGGUCAUCCAUAUGGGAUCAUCCACUGGAUAUCAGAAACCUUACAACUGUGAUGAAAUUGGCAAGGCUUUUAUCCAAAGUUCAAAACUUAUAAGACAUCACAGAAACUUUACUGAGGAGAAACCACACAAAUGUAGUGAAUGUGGUAAAACAUUCAUUCAUAGGGCCAGCCUGGAGUACCAUCAAAGAAAACAUACUGGAGAAAGGCCAUACAAAUUUAUUGAAUGUGGCAAGGUCUUCAAUUCCACUUCAAACCUUGCAAGUCAUCGGAGAAUUCAUACUGGAGAGAAACCUUACAAACGUAAUGAAUGUGGCAAGGUCUUCCAUCAUCGCUCACCGGCACAUCAUCAUAGUAUUCAUACUGGAGAGAAACCUUAGAAAUGUAAUGAAUAUGGCAAAGCCUUUAGGGUGCGUUCAAUCCUAGUUAAUCACCAGGUAAUGCAUACUGGAUUGAAACCUUAUAAAUGUAAUGAAUGUGGUAAGACAUUUAUCCAAAGAUCAAAACUGGUGUACCAUCAGAGGAAUCAUACUGGAGAGAAGCCAUACAAAUGUACUGAAUGUGGAAAGGCCUCUGGGCAGUGGUCUUACCUCAGUAAACAUAAAAGAAUUCAUUCUGGAGAAAAACUUUAUAAAUGUAAUGAGUGUGGCAAAUCAUUUGUUAGCCACUCAGGCCUCACUAAACAUCAGAUAAAACACACUAAAGAGAACCUUACAAAUACACUAAAUGUGACAAAGCCUUUAGACAUUGUCCUAACUUCUGGGUUCAUCAAAGAAUUUAAACUUACAUAUGCAGCAAAUAUAGCUUAGUGUGUACUACUUACUAGACUUAAAAAUAUACAUCUUAGAAAGAAAUCACAGAAAUAUGUAUAGGAAUAAUUAUACGUAGAGGUCAAAACUCAUAAUCUAGGGUGGCACCUGUGGCUCAGGAGUAGGGUGCCGGCCCCAUAUACCAGAGGUGGUGGGUUCAAACCUGGCCCCAACGAAAAACUGCAAAACAAACAAACAAACAAACAAAAAAACCUCAAUCUACAGAAAAUUCAAAGUGGAGAAAUGUUAUAUAGAUGAAUGUGGCAAAACCAUUAGCCAUGUUCACUCAUUACUUGACAGGAUUGAGUUCAUACUGAAGGAAAAUCACAUAAGUAUGGCAGAGGCUUUCCUCAGGGAUCACAACUCACUGGAUAUCAGAAUAUACAUGUUUGAGAGAAGCCACACAAAUGUAAUGUGCAUGCUAAGCCUUGUACCCAAAGAUCAAAACUGAAACAUCAGAGUAUACUGGAGAACAACCUUACAAAUGUAAUGUAUGUGGUAAGGCGUUUACUCAAGUAGUCAUACCUCAGGGGCUGAGAGAAUUAGUAUAAGAGGGAAAUCAUACAAACAUGCUGAACAUAAGAAAGCUUUUAAGUAACAGUGUGUUAUUAGGCUUUACCAAAUUAUUCAUACUAGAGAGAAACCUUAUAAAUGUAAUGAAUAUGGUAAAUUUUUAAACCACGUCUGAUAACAUUACACAUGCUAGGAGUAACCAAGUCUACUUUGCCAAGAUUGACUUAAAACAUUACAUGUUGCAGAAUAACUAUAAGCCAAAAUAUGUUAAAACUCAUGGCAUUAUGUAGAUCAGAUGCAAGAGCAUGUGUGGAAAUGUCCAGUUAUCUUCAGUUUAUAAAAUACAGUAUUCAGUUUGAGGUUUUGUGAGAAGCCUACUUGCUAUUUAUGACCUGCAUUCUUAAGUUUGAACUCAAUAUGCUUUUCUAUACCUUACAUGCUUUUUGUUGUGAUUUCUGGGAAUGAAUCAAUAAAAUGAG